AUAUUUUUUUGAAAAUGCAACAAACAUUAUUGAUGCACGACUGAUGCUUGCGGACUAAUCAGUGGAACCACAUUCUCUCUUCCCAUACACUUCUCUCACUCUAUUUACCUUCUUAACCAAGCCCCGGCUGACAGAAAUCCUACCUCCGUCGCUUCUACGUCACCUAUCAACCGUUUAGAUUUUGCUAGUCGAUUUCGGUUAGAGUAGCAUUAUUUACGAUGUCAGGCAGGAAGGAAACAGUUUUGGAUUUAGCCAAAUUUGUUGACAAGGGUGUCCAAGUCAAGCUCACUGGGGGAAGACAAGUGUCAGGGACACUUAAAGGAUAUGAUCAGUUGCUGAACCUUGUUUUAGAUGAAGCUGUUGAGUUUCUUAGAGAUGCCGAUGAUCCACUAAAGACCACUGAUCAAACUCGUAGUCUUGGCUUAAUAGUUUGUAGGGGUACUGCUGUUAUGCUUGUUUCACCCACUGAUGGUACAGAAGAGAUUGCUAAUCCAUUUGUACAGCCAGAUGGAGCCUAAUCUUGAACAUUCACUCUGUGUAAUCUGCAAUAUAUCUGAAAUUAGCUCAAUUCAUCAGUAUUGAACAAAAUGACCGCUCCAUUGACUCUUAUUGAGCUUCACAUCGUACCAGUCUUUGAUCUAUCAAGUUCAAAUAUAUGUGCAUCCUGUAAUAUUUCUGCAA
Erigeron canadensis is the source of this 681-nucleotide messenger RNA. Its product is annotated as sm-like protein LSM7. Gene Ontology annotation, biological process: mRNA splicing, via spliceosome; nuclear-transcribed mRNA catabolic process. Gene Ontology annotation, cellular component: spliceosomal tri-snRNP complex; U12-type spliceosomal complex; U6 snRNP. NCBI's taxonomy places the organism in Eukaryota, Viridiplantae, Streptophyta, Magnoliopsida, Asterales, Asteraceae. Bases 219 to 518 code for a protein of 99 amino acids. The record is from RefSeq and is a predicted model, not a curated record. The transcript is spliced from 6 exons. Gene Ontology annotation, molecular function: RNA binding.